GGGUCGAGACCCUUCUUUAGACCGGCUUCGACCCGAAACGUCACCGAUUCCUUUUCGCCAGAGAGUCUGACCGGCUGAGUUACUCCAGCUUUUUGUGUCUAUCUUCGGUUUAAAAACAGCAUCUGUAGUUCCUUCCUACCCAAAAUCAUGUGCCGUUUGUGCUCAGAAGUCGCUGGAGCUCAUAUAUGUUGUUUACAUUCAUGAGCUAAUUGCCGCAUGAGCUGCCGCUAAGAAGUGCCCAGAGCCGUGAGAGGUUAUACAAUCAAGCGUGGUCUCAAUGUUCUCUAUCAAGCGUACUACACAGCAGACUGCAACACUCUUGUAAUUGAACCGAGGGAUCGAAAGUCACAGGGCAGUGGAAAUCGUAGGCUAAGGGUCAGGGCCACGUAUUUCCUCUACACGAUGUACUUAUUCCACGAGUGAGCUGAAAGGAAUAGAAUUGAUUUUCAUUCAGCGGGUUUGUCCAGUAAAAGCAACAGGUUUCUGGACCACGAUGGAAGUUAAUACAGCAGACAAACAGCUCUGACUGAGGCGGGAUCCGAAGCUCUUUGGAUGGGGUUAAUGUAUCUGACCGUGGGCAGGAGAACAUUGUAGAGCCGGCAAGUGCGGGACGAGGCGGGUUUACAGCCAGAGACAGAUAUUUAGCCGGUUCCCGGGGAGAUUCUCCGGCCGGUUUACUUGAGGGGCCGGGAACCUGGCGCCAGCUGCUCUGGGCGGCUCCAACUUGACUCGGACUAAAUCCGUCCCGGAUUCGCACCUCUCGGACUAUCCAGGGGCCCUCAAACGCCCUCCCUCCCCCUGGGGUCACCAUGAGUGCCGAUUGCAGCGGCUAUUAUAAUAUCGAAAAUAUCUUCGUUUCUAAUUUCACGUGUCCCAAACCCGAAGGCAAUCUCGGCGCCAAAUACUGCUGCGGCUUUAACGACAUCAAAUAUUGCUGUGAUGACCCUAACAGCUUCUUCCCGUACGCCUACAACUACAUGUGGUGGUUAAGUAUCUGGGCUCUGGUGGGGCUUUCCAUAGCUGCUGUGGUUCUCCUGGCUUUCGUCAUCACGGUUUGUGUUUUGUGCUACCUUUUCAUCUGCACUAAACCACAUUCUCGACUGGAUAAUGGAUUAGAUCUGCAAAUACUGGGUACUGAACAAAUAUUGGAAACUCCGAAUCAGUCUAGUGGACCAAACACCAUUCAGAAGCAACUUCAGAGUCGGAGGUUAGAUUAUAGCCGGCCAAAUCAGCCACCUGAACCUGACCGAUUGUUCCAGAGAUGUUUCAUGGCUACUGUGACAAGAAUUAACAUACAAGGAUCCUCCUAAAGUUCUUGCUCUUUCUAGUUUUGAAUUAAUGAAUAUAAAUUGUUGUAUGAGUUGUGCUUGUGCUCAAUGUGUCUCAUGUUAUAAUAUUGUCUUGGGCAAUGGUUACAAACAGGCUUUGUUUAAUGUUGUUUGAAGUGCCACAACAGAUUUUGGCCUUUAAUGUCAUGAACAUUGAACUUGAGAUGAGAAAGAAAGAUUAGGGAAUUAAGAAAUAUGUCAGCUAUGACCUUGGAAGAAAGAAUGAAAGAAGCUAAGGAAAUAAUUUUUGUGAUUUCCUGCAAAGUUGCCAGAUGUUCAGAUUGACCUGAAGAGUUCUAGCUGAUUGCUGAUAAACGUAUAAUUUUAGAUCAAAAUUCUGAUCACAACAGUAUCUAUUCAUCUUUAAUGUCUGUGGACAAGAAUUGAUUAACCUUGGUAAUGGCCAAGGCCAGUACAUAUUUGCUAUAGAGUACAUGUAGUCAUAAUGCUUUCAUAUUUAAGUAAAAAAGAACUGCACUUAUCGUGCAGAAACUUACUAAUUUGGAGAAUCAAUGAAGGGCCAUUAUUUGACAAAACAUCUUGCUCUGUUUAGUGGAUAAUUCAUUGAGCCAAAGGUUUUCUGCAUAAAAGGAGAAGUAGGAUUGGACCUGAUCUGUUUGAUGGCUGACACAAAAUGCUGGAGUAACUCAGCGAGACAGGCAGCAUCUCCGGAGAGAAGCAAUGGGUGACGUUUCGGGUCAAGACCCUUCUUCAAACUGAAGAAGUCUGAUGGCUGUGCUGUUAAUUCAGUGUGUAGUUCCUGGAAGUGAAAAUAUGUUUUGUGUUUUUUAAUUGUGUGCCAUUGGCAGAUUUUAUUUGUUUUUUUUUAAAUGGGUCCUCUGAUUUCCUUUGUCCCUGAUUGAAUGCCAAAAGAUACUUUGUGCAUUCUCCCACUUCACAGGACGAGCCAGCAUAUCAUUCCCCAUCCAUUGAGAACAACCCUUGAGAAGGUGGUGAUGUGCUAUCUGCUUGAACAGCUGCUGACCGUCAGUCCCGAGCUCACUUCCUAAACCGAGGGAAUUGCAGCAUGUUGACCCAGUGAUGGUGAAGGAAUGGCAAUAUAUUUCCAGGUCAGGAUGGUGUGUGGCUUGCAGGACAACUUCCAAGCAAUGGUGUUCCCAUGCUUUUGCCCUAGUCUUUCCUGCUGGUAGAGGUUAUGAGGUUGAAAGGCAUUGUUCAAGGAGUCUUAGUGAGUUGUCGCAGUGUAGAUAUUACAAACCGCUGAUUUUAAGAGAAAUCUGAUUAUUAAUAAGAAUUUUAACAACUGGUUGCACAGGUAUUAAUUUUAAUUUAUGGUCCGAAGGACCUGUACUUGUGCUGUACUGUUCUAUGUUCUGAAUCUAUUGUCAUCUGUUAGAUUACAUAUUGAGUAGAGUAGUGGAUGUUGUCAACAUGGAUUUUAGUAAGGCGUUUGAUAAAGUCACCCAUAUGGUAGGCUGAUCCAGAAGAUCAAGAUAGACAAUUGGUGCAGGUGUAGGCCAGUCGGCCCUUCAAGCCAGCACCGUUAUUCAAUGGAUUCAUGGCUGAUCAAUGUGAUCAUGGCUGAUGCAUGGACUUAAUAGUGACUUGGUCGUGUGGAUUCAGAAUUGGCUUACUGAUAGAAGACAGAGGGUUGUGGAGGGAGAGCAAUAAUCAAGCUGGAGUUCUGUGACCAGUGAAGUUCCACAGGGAUCAGCGCUGGGACAUCUGCAUUUAAUCUAAUGCAACUGCAUCUAAAUCUGGAUUUCUAGGUGCGUCACAGUGGCGCAGCGACAGUGUUGCUGUCUUACAGUGCUAAAGACCCGGGUUCGAUCCUGAUUAUGGGUGCUGUCUGUACGGAAUUUGUACUUUACCCCUGUGAAUUGGCAGAAACACUUCAUCCUCAUUAACAGUCAGUACAGGAGCACCGCAAGGCUGCGUGCACAGCCCCCUGCUUUACUCUAUACCCAUGACUGUGUAGCUGGACAUAGUGCGAACUCCAUCAUCAAGUUCACCGACGACACCACUGUUGUGGGAUGAACAGUCAGAGUAUAGAAGUGAGAUCAACCGAUUGACCAAAUGGUGCCAGCACAACAACCUGGCUCUCAACAUCAGUAAAACCAAGGAACUGAAUGUGGACUUUGGAAGGGUAAGGAUGAGGACCCACAAACCUGUUUAUAUCAAUGGGACGAUGGUGGAGAGGGUCAAAAAUUUCAAAUUCCUGGGCGUGCAUAUUUCUGAAGAUCUUUCCUGGACCCAGCACUGUGUAUAAACUUAAACUGAAUGUGAAUGAUGAGAAGCAUUAGCACAGGUCUAUUUGAACAGUACAAGUUGCAGUAGUACUGCUUCCAAAGCGGCAACUUUUUGAAUGUUAUGGGUGUUGCGGUGCAAUUAUAAAAAAGGCACAUCAGCGAUUCUACUUCCUGAGAAGAUUACGGAGAUUCGGUAUAUCAAUUAGGAUUCUCCUGAACUUCUACAGGUGCACGGUAGAGAGCAAACUGACUGGUUGCAUCGUGGCCUGGUUCGGCAACUUAAACGUCCAGGAGCGGAAAAUACUGCAAAAAGUUGUGACCACUGCACAGUCCAUCACCAGCUUUGACCUCCCCACCAUCGAAGGGAUCUAUCGAAGUCGCUGCCUCGAAAAGGCAGCCAACAUCAUCAAAGACCCACACCAUCCUGGCCACUCACUCAUUUCACCAUUGCCAUCCGGAAGAAGGUACAGGAGCCUGAAAACUGUAAAGUCCAGGUUCAGGAAUAGCUGCUUCCCUACA
Messenger RNA from Leucoraja erinaceus (little skate), 4057 nucleotides. RefSeq names its product protein shisa-like-2A. The record is from RefSeq and is a predicted model, not a curated record. The transcript is spliced from 3 exons. Bases 810 to 1310 code for a protein of 166 amino acids. NCBI's taxonomy places the organism in Eukaryota, Metazoa, Chordata, Chondrichthyes, Rajiformes, Rajidae.